Messenger RNA from Nothobranchius furzeri (turquoise killifish), 10524 nucleotides. Lineage: Eukaryota; Metazoa; Chordata; Actinopteri; Cyprinodontiformes; Nothobranchiidae. The record is from RefSeq and is a predicted model, not a curated record.
CAAAAUUUGUGCUUCGUUUCUGUUUUCCAGGACUGUUCCCUGCCGUGUUAAACCUGGCCACUAUGGCAGACAUCACAGCCAACGCCACCUGUGGCUCCACCAGUCCAGAGAUGUUCUGUAAGCUGGUGGAACACGUACCGGGCCAGCCUGUGAGGAACCCACAGUGUCGAAUCUGCAAUCUCCAAAGCACCAACUCAUUUGAGCGACAUCCCAUCGAAUACGCCAUAGAUGGAACCAACCGUUGGUGGCAAAGCCCCUCCAUUAAGAACGGGAUGGAGUAUCACUAUGUGACGAUCACACUGGACCUGAAGCAGGUCUUCCAGAUUGCCUACGUGAUAAUAAAGGCUGCCAACUCACCACGUCCAGGUAAUUGGAUCUUGGAGCGUUCAAUAGACGGCGUGACUUUUGACCCAUGGCAGUACUACGCCAUCACAGACACCGAGUGCCUGACAAGGUUCAACAUCAACCCGCGGACCGGACCGCCAUCCUACACCAGAGAUGAUGAAGUCAUCUGCACGUCUUUUUACUCUAAGAUUCACCCGCUGGAAAACGGAGAGAUCCACACAUCGCUGAUCAAUGGUCGACCCAGUGCUGAAGACCCAUCCCCAACCUUGUUGAACUUUACUUCUGCCCGCUACAUCAGGCUGGUGUUCCAGCGAAUAAGAACGCUGAACGCCGACCUCAUGACCCUGACGUUCAGCGACUCCACAGAUAUCGAUCCCAUCGUGACAAGACGGUAUUACUACUCCAUUAAGGACAUCUCAGUCGGAGGGAUGUGUAUUUGUUACGGCCACGCCAAAGCUUGCCCGCUCAGCGCCGCCACAAAGAAGUUCAGCUGUGAAUGUGAACACAACACGUGUGGCGAGAGCUGUGACCACUGUUGCCCAGGUUACCACCAGCAGCCAUGGAUGGCAGGAACCUUCCUCACUCGACACGUCUGCGAGAAGUGUAACUGCCACAAUAAGGCAGAGGAGUGCUACUUUAACCAGACAGUCGCUGAUUUGUCGCUCAGUCUGGACAUCCAUGGUAAGUACAGGGGGGGCGGAGUCUGUAUCGGCUGCCGUGGCAACACAGCUGGAGUCAACUGCCAGAGCUGCAUUCCUGGUUACUAUAGACCCCCAGAGGUGAGUGCAGAUGAGGACCAUCCCUGCAUCUCAUGCUCGUGUGACCCACAGGGUUCUGUCAGCCAAUCAUGCGUCGCAGAUCCGAGCCAAGCCACUUCCAGUCAGCCAGCGGGGUCAUGCUGGUGCAAAGAAGGUUUUGGGGGCUUGCGAUGUGACAGAUGUGCUGUUGGUUACAAGGACUUCCCAUCCUGCCAGCGGUGCGAAUGCAGCGUGGAAGGAAGCACCAACACUGACCCGUGCAUAACUCCCUGCGUGUGCAAGGAAAACGUGGAGGGAGAGAACUGCGACCGCUGCAAACAUGGAUUCUACAACCUGCAGCGCGGCAACAGACGCGGCUGUGACAAGUGCUUCUGCAUGGGUGUUUCCAGCCAGUGCUCGCCCUCCACCUGGAGCUACGACAAUGAGACCACUCUGGCUGGAUGGCACCUGGUUGGAGAAACAGGAGGGAGGGUGUGGCCUAUCCACAGGCAGACGCCUUCCUCUCUCAGCAUCAGACACCUGGAGGUUGUGGAUAAUCUUGGCUCCGCCUACUACUGGAGUGCACCUGCUUCAUACCUGGGAAACAAGUUGGCAGCUUAUGGAGGAAAAGUCACUUUCAUGGUGUCGUAUACUACAGACCAACAGGAGCAAAUCAGAGUCACCUCAGAGCCGGACCUUGUUAUAGAGGGAGGUGGGAUGAAGAUUGUUGAUAAACGGUAUGGCCAGCCGGUGUACCCAUCCUCAACCAGCACCAAGCACAUUGUUCUCCUCCCAGAGAACUUCCUGGUUUCGGAAACGGGGCAGCCAAUCAGUAGAAGGGAUUUUAUGUCUGUGCUGGUUAAUGUGACAAGCAUGAUGGUGCGUGCAUCCUACAGCACAGAAACCAGUGCUGUUUACAGACUCCACUCAUUCCUAAUGCAGGUAGCAAAUCCUUUUGCCAAAGGAGAGAGAGCAUCAGCUGUAGAGAUGUGUACCUGUCCUCCUGGAUACGCCGGAUUAUCAUGCGAGGCUUGUACUUCAGGUCAUCGGAGGAUCAACGGGAAUCUGUAUAACGGUGUCUGUGAACCUUGCCAUUGUCAUGGACACAGCACAUGGUGCCACGAAGUCACAGGGCAUUGCCUGAAUUGCUCCCAUAACACCAUGGGCCAACACUGUGACACCUGUCUUCCUGGUUACUAUGGAAAUGCCACUCGUGGGUCACCUGAGGACUGCCAGCCAUGUGCCUGCCCACUCAGUAUUCCCAGUAACAACUUCAGCCCCACCUGCCGCCUAGGUGAACAAGGGGAGGUGCUUUGUGACCAGUGUCGGCCAGGUUACGCUGGGCCACGAUGCGACAGAUGUGCCAAUGGAUUCUACGGCCAGCCCAGUAUACCAGAAGGAUCCUGUCAACCCUGUGACUGCACUGGCAACUUGGAUUUAUCCCUACCUGGCAGCUGUGAUCCUAUCACAGGCCAGUGUUUGAGGUGUCGCCAGGGUUACGGUGGAGACACUUGUGAGAUCUGCGUGGACGGGUACUAUGGAGAUGCUGUCAUAGCGAAGAACUGCACACCCUGCCAGUGCCACUCGAAUGGUUCUGUGUCUGAAGUGUGCAACAGGGAGAGCGGGCAGUGUCAGUGCAGAGAAAACGUGGUUGGACGACAGUGUGACAAGUGCAUGCCUAACUGCUGGUGGGACGCUGAGCAUCAGGAGUGUUUUCCCUGUAUGUGCAGUCCCCUCGGCUCAGCGUCCCAGCGCUGUGACACGGAGGGUCACUGCACCUGUCGCCCCGGCUUCAUGGGCCGACGUUGUGACUUGCGUCGCCUUGGUUACGAAAGGCGGGAGACGCGGCGACCUGUGGAGCGCAUCCCCCUUGAAGCUGUGCAGCAGAGGUGGCGGGGAGCCUCCCGUGUGGGGGGCUGUCCCAGAGGAGCGUACAAACCUCAGACAGGGCCUGAGACUCAUGGCCUAGCUACAGGUGGGGUGUGUGUCCCAUGUCACUGCAACUCGUAUGGUUCCAAGUCCUUCGACUGUGAUGAACUGGGUCAGUGUCGGUGUCAGCCGGGCAUCAGCGGAGCCAAAUGUGACCGAUGCUCCAGAGGAUUCUUCAACUUUCAGGAGGGCGGCUGUACAGCCUGUCAGUGCAGCCAUGUGGGAAAUAACUGUGAUGCCAACACCGGACAAUGUACUUGUCCUCCCAACACAAUAGGAGAGCGGUGUGAUCGCUGUGCUCCAAACCACUGGAGCCACGAUAUUGUAAUUGGAUGCAAGGAGUGUGGCUGCAACGUGAUUGGUUCAGUGACCCAGCAGUGCAACGCCAACACUGGCUGCUGCUUCUGUCGCGAUUCCUUCAGAGGAGAGAAAUGUGACGAAUGUCGGAUUGGAUUCAGAGACUUCCCUCAGUGCAUCCAGUGCCAGUGUAGCAUCGCAGGGUCGGACAGCCAGACCUGCGACCUGGAGAGGAGGGCGUGUGCCUGUGCAGACCGAACAGGAAAAUGUAGCUGCAAGGAAAAUGUUGAAGGUGACAACUGUGAUGUGUGUAAGCCUGAAAGGUUUGGAUUAUCGGUGAAAAAUCCACUGGGCUGCAGCAGAUGUUACUGUUACGGGCUGACCCACUCCUGCACUGAGGCACAGGGACUUGUAAGGAUGCGGUUAACACUGAGGCCAGAGCAGACGGUGCUCCCCCUGGUGGAUAAAUCCAACACCGUGGAGAGGAGGACCGGCGUCAGCUUCCAGCACCCGGAGAUUCUGGCUCAUGCAGAUCGGGUCACUCCAGGUCUGUCUGAACCCUACUACUGGAAACUGCCAGAGCAGUUCACAGGCUCUAUGAUCACAGCUUACGGUGGGCAGCUGAAGUAUGCGGCGUACUACGAAGCCAGGGAUGAAACGGGUCCGUCUUCCUACGAGCCCCAGGUCAUCAUUAAGGGUGGUCCAAACCGUAACGUCGUUAUCACGCGACACAUCCCAGGGCUUCAGAUCGGACAGCUCACCCGCCAUGAGAUCGACAUGACAGAGCACGAGUGGAAAUAUGCAGAUGGUCUGUCGUUGACUCGAGAGGACUUCAUGGACAUUUUGUUCUAUGUGGACUACAUCCUAAUUAAAGCUUCUCAUGGCAACUUGAUGAGACAUAGCCGGAUUUCAGAGAUCAGCCUAACUGUGGCAGAAGCAGGAACGCCAACAGAAGAAAACCAGAGAGCCCAUCAGAUAGAAAAGUGUGACUGUCCAGCCGGAUACUCCGGACUCUCAUGUGAGGAAUGUGCAGCAGGUUUCUACCGUCUCCGCUCCGGGUCGCUGGGUCCAACUCCAGCCUCCAGAGCGCCCACCGCUGCUGGCAUGGGCAGCUGUGUUCAGUGUCAGUGCGGUGGGCACUCGUCCACGUGUGACCCUGAGACAUCCAUAUGCCUGAACUGUCAAGACAACACAGAGGGGGAUCAUUGUGAACGUUGCGCUCCCGGAUUCUACGGUGUGGUCCAAGGUUUUUCUGAUGACUGCAAGCCCUGCGCCUGCCCCCUCACCAACCCGGAGAAUAAUUUUAGUCCUACCUGCGUAGCUGAGGGAUUCGACGACUACCGUUGCACCGCUUGUCCCGAGGGAUAUGAAGGGAAAUACUGUGAAAGGUGCUCCACUGGUUACCACGGUAACCCAAGGAUGCCAGGUGGUCGCUGUGAGGAGUGUAAGUGUGCCUCAUGGGGGGCGUUGCCCGGACCAUGUGACCCUGUCACGGGCCAGUGCCACUGCAGGGUCGGGGCCUCGGGGGUUGCGUGUGACCAGUGCAUGGAUAGGCAUGUGUGUGGACCAUCAGGGAUCAUCUCCUGUGAUGACGAGUGCUCGGGUUUGCUGAUCAGCGAUAUGGACCGGCUCUAUCGUAUCAUCACCGACGUCACCCUGACCUCACCCCUGCCACCUCCUUAUAAGGUUUUAUACCGCUUUGAGAACAUGACAGAGGAGCUGAAGCACAUGCUGUCCCCUCAGAAAGCUCCCGAACGAUUACUGCAGCUGGCUGACUCUAAUAUGGGAUCACUGGUUGUUGAGAUGGACCAGCUCCACAGUCGGGCCACUAAGGUGUCUGCUGACGGAGAGCAGGUGGAGGACGAUGCUGACAGGAUUCAUAAACGAGCUGAAGACCUGGAGCAGUUCAUCAAGGACACACUGCUGGGAGCCAAAGACCUUCAAUCCAAGGCUGCUGAGCUGAAUGAAACCCUCUCACGGAAAGAUGGAACGCCUGACAAGAGCCUGAGUGAGAUGAAGGAGGAGAUCCAGGCGAUGCUAGCUGAGAUGAGAAAACGACAGCUGGGAGGAAAGAAAAGCAUCGCAGAAGAGGAGGAGAACCUGGCCGAGGAGUUGUACCAGAAAGUCAAGCGACUGUUCGGAGACCCCCACCAGGCCACAGAGGACCUGAAAGCUGAGAUUAAAGAGAAGCUGUCGGAUCAUGAGGCGAAGCUGCAGGAGGCUCAGGACUUACUCAGCUCCGCCCAGGGAAAGACGAGGCAGGCCGGGUCGCUAGCUGAGCAGAACCGAGCCAACCUCACGCUCCUGGAGAGGAAGCGCUCUGCAGCCGGCGCGAUAAAGCAGGAAGCACAAGAGUCCCUCGGAGAAGGAGAAAAUCUGCUGGAGGAGGCGAACCAGCUCUCCGACAACAUCAACAAGGAACUAGAGGACUUGGAAGAGAUGAGCCGAGACCUCGGUCCUCUUCGUGAUCAGCUGGAGGACAAAGUCCAAGGCCUCACCGACGGCUUGAGUGGUGAUAAUUUGGCGAAACAGGUGGACGAGGCAGAAGAGCACGCCAGGCAGCUGAACGAAUCUGCAGCCCUUCUAGACGGUAUUUUGGCUGAAGCUAAAAACCUCUCCUUCAACGCCACCGCUGCCUUCCACGCUUACGCGAAUAUCAAAGCCAACGUUGAUGCAGCGGAGAAGGAGGCGAAGGUCGCCAAACAGAGGGCCGGCGAGGCGCUGGCUCUGGCUUUAGGUCCUGAUGUUCCAGUAAAGGAAGCGGCUCAGAGAGGCCUCCAGGAGAGCGAGACACUGCUGAGCAAAGCCAGACAACUGGAACACGACGUUAACGAGAAUGCAGAUGAUGUGGCGGGGCUCAAAGGCAGAGUUAAAGCAGCGAGAGACAAAACCAGGGACCUCUUCAAAGCUGCUAAUGGAACCAUGGUGAUGCUUGGCGCCAUCCCCAAUGAUACAGCCGCUAAACUAGCAGCUACAAAGGCUGUAGCAGCUGAGGCUAACGCCACGGCCACAGAUGUCCUGGAGCGCCUCAGGGACUUGAACCUGCGGAUCGGUGGCCUGCAGCAGAACUACAGCGAGCUGGAGGACACCGUCAAUUCAGCCAAUCAGAUUAUCCAAGACCCGGAGCAAAACAUUCACGCUGCAGGAGCUAAAGUGAAAGACUUGGAGGACGAAGCUGACCGACUCUUGGAGAAGCUGCAGCCAAUCAAAAAGCUGCAGGACAAUUUGAGACGCAACAUUUCCCAGAUCAAAGAACUGAUCAACCAGGCCAGGAAACAAGCAAACUCGAUCAAAGUUUCGGUUUCGUCUGGAGGUGACUGUCUCCGUAGUUACCGCCCUGACAUCAGGAAAGGCAGAUACAACACCAUCAUCCUGCACGUUAAAACCACCACACCUGACAACCUCCUCUUUUACCUUGGAUCUGCUAAGUAUGUGGACUUUUUGGCCUUGGAAAUGCGGAAGGGGAAAGUGAAUUUCCUCUGGGACGUGGGUUCAGGUGUGGGUAGGGUCGAAUAUCCACAUCUCACCAUCCACGAUGGGAACUGGCACCGGAUCGAGGCGUCUCGUAACGGUCUGAACGGCACCAUAUCCAUAUAUCCUCUAGAAGGCACCAAGGCUGGCAUGAUGCCGACCCCGGCCAGUUCCAACUCACCCACGGCUUUCACCAUCUUGGACGUCGACCAGAACGCCUACCUGUUUGUAGGCGGGAUAUUUGGCACCAUCAAGAAAGCAGAAGCAGUGAGAACAUCAACGUUCUCCGGCUGUAUGGGAGAGACCUUCUUGGAUGGUAAACCCAUCGGUCUGUGGAACUACAGAAAGAGAGAGGGGGACUGUAAAGGUUGUGUUGUCAGCCCUCAGCGGACCAUCGGUGAGGGAACAGUUCAGCUGGAUGGUGAAGGCUACGCUGCGGUGGGAAGACCGACCAGGUGGAACCCCAACGUUUCCACCAUCACCUUCAAGUUUCGCACUUUCUCCUCUGACGCUCUGCUCAUGUACCUGGCCACAGAAGACAUGAAGGACUUCAUGUCCCUGGAACUGUCGGAAGGAAAAGUGAAGGUGAACUUUGACCUUGGAUCAGGAGUCGGCGCCGCACUUUCUGCUAGCCGCCACAACGAUGGCCGCUGGAAAGCCCUCACCAUGUCUAGGAAUAAGAAACAUGCCACCGUGAUUGUUGUGGACAUUGACGGCGGCGCAGAGGAGAGGAUCACGGCCUCUUCCCAGGGUUUGGCCACCGGUCUGAAUCUCAGGGAAAACCAGAAGAUUUAUUUUGGCGGUUUACCAACAAUCGGAAACUACAGGUCAGAGGUGACUCUGAAGAAAUAUGCAGGUUGUCUCGGAGACAUUGAGGUCUCCAGAACUCCGUACAAUCUCCUGAGCAGCUCAGAUUAUAACGGGGUCACUAAAGGAUGUGAGGUGGAGAACCUGUACACAGUCAGUUUCUCCAAGCCGGGCUACGUGGAGCUGAGUGGCUUCUCCCUCAACGUCGACACAGAGAUCAGCCUGUCAUUCGGCACCCUGAAAGACACGGGGACUAUCCUGCUGGCAGUGGGCGGAGCUUCACCAGGCAGCCUGCAGGCCCGCAGGGCGAACCUGCUGAGCCCUCAGAGGAGACGAAGACAGUCGGGAGAGCCCUACAUCUCAGUCAUGCUGAACAAAGGAUCUCUUGAAGUCCUGAUCUUCACCGGCAGCCAUAACCCACGCCGAGUCAUCCGGCGACCUGAGCAGGGCGUUCUGAACGAUGGCAGAGAGCAUUCGCUGCGUAUAGAGAGGCUUCCUGGCAGAUUGUUUGCAGUCCAGGUGGAUGAGGAGCCCAAAAGGGAGGCAGCACUCCCCAACGACCAACCGAUGAGCUUGCAGCGUGUUUUCCUUGGUGGUAUUCCUGCAGAGGUGGAGCGGACAUCCAACAGAGCCAACAUCCCGUUCCAGGGAUGCAUAUGGAACCUCAUGGUUAAUGCAGUCUUGUCAGAUUUCUCCCAGCCGGUUUCCUUUGAAAACGCUGAAAUCGGCCAGUGCCCUAACCUGGCUCCACCACCUCCUCCUCUUCCUCUGCCGGGAGAAGAGGAGCAAAAGCCAGCCACUCCUCCUCCUGCUGAGGCCACGCCCCUUUCUGCUGUAGCUCCACCCACUGCUAGAUCGGAUCCUGCCACAGACCUGGAUUCGUGUGCUUCGGCUGAGGCCCCGGUGGUGCUGGAGCAGGCCCACCAGUUUGGACUGACCAGGAACAGUCACAUGAGCUUUGCAUUUGAUGACACCAAAGUCAGAGAGAAGGUGGUUCUGGAGCUUGAGCUGAGGACGAAGGAGCAGUCGGGUCUUGUCCUGUACAUGGCGAGGAUCAACCAUGCCGACUUCGUCUCCAUUCAGGUCAAGGACGGACAGGUCUGUCUUGGUUACGAUCUUGGCCAUGGAAACACUUCUGGCUGUGUCCCCUUCUCCAUUAAUGAUGGCAGCUGGCACAAGAUCCGCGUGAAUCGGCACAAGCAGCGAGCUCUCCUGAGCGUUGAUGGGAAUUAUACCAAACACAUGACCAGUCCAAAGAAGGCGGACCUUUUGGAUGUGGUGGGACUGGUGUAUGUCGGUGGGCUACCAUUAAACUACACAACCAAACGGAUCGGCCCAAUCCUCCACAGCAUUAAUGGAUGCCUUCGUAACCUGAGGAUGGGUGGAGGUCUCACCUCAGUUGCUACAGGUCGUUCCAAGUUAAUCGACAUGGACUUGAAGCUGGACAUGGCCACGCCCACUUCCAGUCACAUGGUUGGGAGGUGUUUUGUUGCCACUGAAACUGGAACCUAUUUUGAUGGAACUGGGUAUCUGCAAGCAGUUGCCUCCUACAGAGUGGGCCUGGACGUGUCGAUAACGCUGGAGUUUCGCACCAGCAGAACCAGUGGGGUGCUACUGGCCGUUAGUAACAAAGCCAGUGAUGGACUGGGUCUGGAGAUAGUCCAGGGCAAGCUGCUGUUCCACGUGGACAACGGCGCGGGUCGCAUCACGGCGCUGCAUGUGCCUGAAGGAAAAGGCUUCUGUGAUGGACGCUGGCACACUCUCACCGCCAACAAGAUCCGUCACCGGGUGGAGCUGAUCAUUGAUGGGAAGCGGAGCCAAGCGCAGUCUCCUAAUCCACGCUCCAACACCUGCGACACCAAUGAUCCUGUCUACGUUGGAGGACAUCCUGCUGGAGUUCGGCAGGCAGCUUUGUCCACAAACACGUCCUUCAAAGGAUGCAUGAAGAACCUAAAGAUCACCAAGGCUUCCAAGACCAUGGAUGUCCAUUUUAACAAGGCUGUAAAGAUCAAAGGAGUUCAACCUCUGUCCUGUCCAGCUGUAGCUGCUUAGGGGGCAGUGCCAUUGGUCUACAGGUGGAUUCCCGGUGCAGAAGUAGUCUUCUGGCCAGAGCAGUAACUAAGGACUGACCACUCUGUGGUAUUUUCCUCCAAAGGGUCAUACAGAUGUGUUAGAACACUAAAGUAGCUGCUUUAGCGUUCUAGCACUUCUUGUGUGACCUUUAGAGGAAAACUACAGACUAACCAGUCCUUAGUUACUGACCUGUUUAACUUCAGAGGACGUAAUUGUGGUUUGUGGAACUCCACCCCCUUUGAGUGAGGUUACUUGCACAGAUAAAAUGUGAUUGUAAUAAAUCUGAUGUUUAUUCAAUAAGCCUGAUUAACUUACCCCCCACUGCAGAGGUCUCAGCUUGUUUUAGCUGUUUCCCUGCUCCAGCCAUUGAAUCAAGUGUGUUUGAGCAGAGAAACAACUAAAACAUGCUGGAUAGCCUCCUGGUCUCCACUCCUAUUCAGAGCUGCUCGGUGAACUGGCUGUCUCAAACUCAGGUUCUAGCGCUGCUAUCCAGCACGUUUUAGUUGUUUCUCUGCUCAUACACACCUGAUUUAGUGUGUUGCAGCAGGAAAACGGCUACAACAUGCUGGAUAGCAGUUUUAGACCGUACACAGUCCACCUGAAGCCCAAAACAAAAGAGUGUAGGGGGUUGAGGCAAAGCUUCCUACAAACUCACCUGUUCAAUGGAUGCAGAGAGCUUAGACGUUACACUACAUCAGGCCUAAAAAGUAAACAAACAACCAAACAGAACUGUGAGUCCAUCCUGUUGUAGUCCCAGUUACAUCAAAACACAUCUAACCAGACUGGAAACAUGAUCACCACUAGAGUACUGUACCUGAAACACCACCUUGUACAGGUCAAUAAAUUUGUAAUGGUUACAACAUGA